Molecule: messenger RNA, 1483 nt
Organism: Panonychus citri (citrus red mite)
Lineage: Eukaryota; Metazoa; Arthropoda; Arachnida; Trombidiformes; Tetranychidae
Exons: 2
Coding region: 8-1291 (427 amino acids)
Source: RefSeq, a predicted model, not a curated record
UUAUCUGAUGAUGGACAAUCUACAAGUUCUUUGUAGUCGAUAUUUUCUUGAUAAUUUUAAUAUCUGUAAACUACCAACUGUCCUUAAAUCUUUAUCUUCUGUGACUGAUGCCCCAUAUCAAUUUGGACUGAUUAACAAACAGAUAAUCAAUCAUUUCAUUAAUCGACAUUUCGACCAAAUCUCAUAUACUCAAGCCUUUCUCAACUUUUCAGCUGAAACCAUUGAAUACAUUUGUAAACUGGAUUUGAUAAUUGACUCGGAAUGUCAAGUGUUUGAUGCGAUAACCCGAUGGAUCCAAGUGAAUGAAGAUGAACGAAAAAUUUACAAAGACCAGUUGAUGAAAUGUAUCCGUUGGAAUCAUUGUAAUGAACAAGACAUGGAAAAGAUCAGGAGCAAUCAUGGUAACAUUGGCGAAGUUGAAAAGUCAAGUAACUCAAAUGAUGGAAUAAAAAAUCGAGUCAUAGUCAAGUUUCUCGUUGCAAUAUAUAAAUUAAGUGAAACUGUAAUUCAACUUCGAGCUUAUAAGAAUUCAAAUCGUUGGAUCAAUUGUGGUGAAUUCACUUUGAAAAAUGAUCUCUGUUGCAAUCUAAUAACCAAUGACAGUAUCACCGAUAUCGUUUACGGUUUUGGGACCAAAGGUAUUCGUUUAGAUUGGAAGGAGAAAAAGUUUAAAUAUCUCAACAUGUUCGGUGAUGAAAACUCGUACUAUGGACAAAUGUUCAAGUACAUUAUGGAUGAUCCAUCUUCCCUUGGCAGUGGAAAAUGGAUAACCCUUGAACCCGAUACAACUCAAUCACUAUCAUCGGAGGAAUUGAACGCCGUUGAAAUGAUACUUUACCACAAGGGUAAAUUCAACGCAAUUGGUAAACACAUAAUCUACAACACCUCGAAAUAUGGUAAACGCGUAUCUCAAACAUUUCUAGUCUAUCAAUCACCCGUUAUGGACCAAAGCCUAUUCUCAACUGACCCCGAGACUCGAUCGGCACACGCUUGUAUUAUCAACAAUUCAAUUUACAAAUUGGAUGAGUCACUUGACUUUCAAGAGUGCGAUGUGUCUAACCCAAAGAUGCGAACAUUAAAAUUUAUCGAUGAGAAAUUAUCCUUCGAAAACUUGGAAUUAUUGAAUCACAAUGAUGAUCUAAUUCUUUGUGAUAAAGACACCAAAAAAGCUUAUAAAUACAAUUCAUCUAAAAAUGAUUGGCAAUUCUUAUUUGAAAUAAGAACAGAAAAAAAAUUGAUCACAAUGGUAUCAAUUCAUCUACUUAAUUCUUAUCCUCAAACAAUUAUAUAAUCUCAAUCUAAUCUUAUUAUACAAAAAAAUAUAUUAUCUUAUUGUUCACAUUGUAACUUCAUUUACAUAAUAUUGUAUUGGAAAGAUUAGAAAUCGUUAAUCAAUUUCUAAGAUUUCUAUCAGAGUAAUUUCUUUGUAUCAAAUUAUAAAUAUAAUCAAAUGAAAUAUUAAUAAAAUUAUAAUCUAUCAUCA